Lolium rigidum is the source of this 1458-nucleotide messenger RNA. RefSeq names its product WAT1-related protein At1g43650-like. Gene Ontology annotation, cellular component: plasma membrane. Lineage: Eukaryota; Viridiplantae; Streptophyta; Magnoliopsida; Poales; Poaceae. The transcript is spliced from 8 exons. Bases 1 to 1362 code for a protein of 453 amino acids. The record is from RefSeq and is a predicted model, not a curated record. Gene Ontology annotation, molecular function: transmembrane transporter activity.
AUGUUCGCCACCACACAUCGUGCCUUUGCAACAAAAGCUGAUGAAAUCCUGCUGCCGCGUCAAAAUGCCAUUAAUUGUUGCCCCGCCAAUCCAAUGAGAAUUGAGAAAAGAGCACAACGCGCCGCUGUUGCUGCUCAGGUGGACCUGUCUCGUCACUCGCCAGGCUAUUACAGUGACACCUCCAUGCAUCAGGAAACCGAUAGACUCUCGCGCGCUUUUGAGGCGAGAGAACUUGAGCUUGAGGUUGCCAUGGCUGCUGAGAUGGGAGGAGGGGUUUGGAGGCGGUACGCUCCGCACAACAUGAUGAUCAUGGUGCAGCUGUGCUACACCUUCAUGUACUUCAUCACCGAGGCCGCCUUCAACCGCGGCCUCAACCCCUACGUAUACGUCACCUACCGCCAUGUCGUUGUCACCGUCCUCCUCUGGCCUUUCGCCUACUACCACGAGAAGAAGUUGCGACCCAAGAUGACGUGGAUGCUGUUCCUGGAGAUUUUUGUGCUCUCACUUCUUGGGGUGAGCUUAACUCUGAACAUGUACUUCGCGAGCCUCAAGUAUACGUCCCCGACGUUCGUCACCUCCGUGGUGAACACAAUCGCUUCCAUCACCUUCGUCAUCGCCAUCGUCCUCAGGAUGGAGAUCGUGGACGUGAGGAGCCCGCGAGGGCUCGCGAAGAUCGCGGGAACCGUGGUGUCCUUCGCUGGAGUGACCACCAUGACGCUGUACAAGGGAGCGGCGUUUGCGAGCCCCUGGAAUGCGCCGAUUCACAUACAGGGCAGCAACGGCGUGCAUGAUAGCUGGCUCAAAGGAGCAUUCCUCGCCGUGGCCAGCUGCGUGUGCUGGUCCAUCUGGUACAUCCUGCAGGCGUCGUCUGUGAAGAGGUACCCGGCGGAGCUAUCUCUGACGGCGUGGAUGGCGACGAUCGGAGGGAUACAGUCGUUGGCCUUUACGCUGCUCCUGCAGCACAAGAAAGAAGACUGGCUCAUUGGCUUCGGCCUCAAGUUCUGGUGCAUCAUCUACUCUGGGAUCGCGUGCAGUGGGUUCACGGUGUUUGCGCAGCUGUGGUGCACGGAGAAGAAAGGCCCCGUCUUCGUCACCAUGUUCAACCCUCUCUCCACCAUCAUGGUGGCCAUCCUCGCCUACUUCAUCUUCGGCGAAAACCUAUACGUCGGAAGCAUAAUCGGAGGAGUGGUGGUCAUCGCCGGCCUGUACAUGCUGCUGUGGGGCAAGGAGAAGGAUCAGGAGUACAACGCGAGCGGCGAAGAGCAGGUAGCCGAUCUGGACUGCGAGAAGCAGCAGGCAAAGAUAACAGGCGCUUCUUCGGCGAAGAACGGCUCCGAACAGGAGGCGAAGACGACCAGAUAAGGGGGCAUCAGACUGCCAUCCGGGUGAAGGCGAUGUUCGAUCUGCACCCUGAACCGAUGGCAUGGUGUGCCAAUUAAUUCAACAGGUUUCCGAUGA